Passer montanus (Eurasian tree sparrow) is the source of this 4322-nucleotide messenger RNA. RefSeq names its product adenosine deaminase RNA specific (gene ADAR). The coding region runs from base 364 to 3936 and encodes 1190 amino acids. NCBI's taxonomy places the organism in Eukaryota, Metazoa, Chordata, Aves, Passeriformes, Passeridae. The record is from RefSeq and is a predicted model, not a curated record. Gene Ontology annotation, cellular component: cytoplasm; nucleolus. Gene Ontology annotation, molecular function: tRNA-specific adenosine deaminase activity; double-stranded RNA binding; double-stranded RNA adenosine deaminase activity. The transcript is spliced from 15 exons. Gene Ontology annotation, biological process: adenosine to inosine editing; RNA processing.
UGGCUGACGGUGGCAGGUGUUCCCCAGUCCCUCCCCAAGCCGGGACAGCGGCCGCUCCGGUGCGGAGCCCCGUCCCGCCGGCAGCUCCCGAGUGACGGGGCCGCGGGGAGCGGGGCAAGGAGCUGCCCUCCCGGGCUCGCUGCUGAGAGCCUGAUGGUUGCUCCCGAAGCCCAGAGCCCGAAAGCCGGCCAGCCCCCGCUGCGAGCUCCCGGGGCGGGGCGGAGCGGCUGCUGCGGGAAACGAAACCGAAACGGAACUCGCAGCCAUCUUGGCCGUGCCCCGGUGCCUCCCGGCCGGGACGCGUUCUGCGGCUCGGCGUUUCUUUUUUCCCUGUGUUUUCUCAUAAAAUAGUUUGGCGUGCGGAUGAGACUGAGGGCGGGAGAGUGUGGAGUGAGUGGCAGCUCCUGUCCUGGCUCAGCAGCAGCCUGGCUCCCCUGCGUGUCCCAGGAGUGCGCUAUGCUCAGAGGCACUGGGCGAGGCAGAGGCUCCUAUCUCACCCGGCCAAGGCAUAACUGCCCCAGCACUAACCGAGGUCCUUUUAACCACCCUCGUACCCCACAAGAAACUAAUGGGGAAACCUUUUUACACCAGCAGCUGGUGACAGAGCGGGACGCUGAGGUCUCUGUGUUGCAGGGACAGGGAUCGCACAAGGAGUGGCGCACCAGAGGCGGGCGAGCUGCGGCACCGGCUCCUGCAGGCAGAGGUCAGCCCAGGGCUGCAGCCCGUAGCUUCUCCAGCCAGUAUCCCACUCUGCCUCGGUACUGCCCUCCGCAGCACCAUCGGCAGGAGAACUCCAGGAGGGAUUCUGACGCUGUGAGGUUGAAUUUCCAAAGACUGUCUCUUGCUGGGCAAGACUAUGAACAAGAAAUUCUGAGUGUUUUCAGGCAGCUUGGGGAGGGGAGGACUUGCACGGCUCAUGAGCUGGCACGUAAACUUAAAACUCAAAAGAAAGAGGUCAACCGUGUUUUGUAUAAACUCCUCAGAGAAGGCAAGUUGCACAAAGAGGGGGAGACACCACCACUGUGGAGAAUUGCCAGCCCUAGUUCAGGGAGAGAAAGAAGCCCUACUGACCACAGUGCCAGUUGCACAGAUCCAGCAAAUUUUGAGAGCAGAGGAGGAGAGCGGAGUGCAUUUGGCUUGGGAGACACAGAGAUGGCUGAGACAAAGGAGAAAAUCUGCAACUACUUGUUCAGUGUGGUGGAAACAACAGCUCUCAAUCUUGCCAAGAACAUUGGGUUUUCGAGAGCCAAGGAUGUUAAUGCAUUUCUUAGUGCUCUGGAAAAGCUGGGGGAUGUCCACAAGCAGAAUGCAACUCCACCACGGUGGUCCCUGACAAACAGGAAACGUGAGAGGAUGCAGAUGAGGCUGAAGGCCAGCACAAUAAUGCAGAUGGCAGAUGCCACACCUCCUGAGUCAGGUCUUCCCUCUUCCAUUGUCCCUCCAUGUCCCCCAGAGGUCACUGCAGCGGAGCCAGCAACGGUGAAAGAAGAAGAAGAAGAAAGUGCAGAAAAUGGGCAGCAGCCUUUGGGGCAGGCUGGUCAGGGCAGUGGCAGUGACACAGAAGCAGAUGCACCUGAGGACACUAAGCCUGACUUCUCCAGUUUGAGUAGUUAUGAUAACUCAGAAAACAGCAAGUGGACCACAGAUGAAAUCCCAGAUAAUCUAAAUGCUAUCAACAAGCAGCCUGAUAAUUCAGAAAGCAUCAUGAAUCCUCAGUCUUCCCCCAGUUGUGCUGCCCAGUUUGAAACUGCUUUCCCAUGUACACCUGUAGAGAAACUGAUAGCUUGUCAGGAGAAGAACCCAGUGAGUGGCCUUACUGAAUAUUCCCAGUACACAUACCAACACUGUGAUUUCAUCAUGCUGGAGCAGAAUGGACCCUCUCAUGAGCCACGGUUUAAGUUCCAGGCAGUGAUCAAUGGGCGCCCAUUCCCACCAGCAGAAGCAGGGAGCAAAAAAUUGGCUAAGCAGGAAGCAGCAGCUAAUGCCAUGAAGGUCCUGAUGAGUGAAGUGGAGAAUGGAAGGCAAGGUGGAAUUAAAUGUGAGGAGCCAUUUCCCUCCAACAGCUCGGAACCAGAACUGCCUUUGCAGAUGGAGCCAGAGGUGUCAUCUGCAGCAGCUCACCUCAGCCUGCUUCCUGGGAAGCACCCUAUCAGCAUAUUAAUGGAGUAUGGUCAAAAAUCAGGGAACAUAAUUGAAUUCCAGCUGCUCUCUCAGGAAGGCCCACCUCAUGAUCCCAGGUUCAGCUACUGUGUGAAAAUGGGUGACCAAAUUUUCCCUGCUGUGGUAGGAAACAGCAAGAAGGGAGCAAAGCAAAUGGCAGCAGAAGUUGCUGUGAAGAUCCUUUCUGGAGAGUCUGUACCCCAUGUCUUGCCUGAACAGCCUGUUGUGAAGCCCCUCAGUGACCAGUCCAUGCACAAUAUUGCCACUCCAGAUGAAUCCAAAGUGGUGAAAACGAAGGGUGUUGGGGAGCUCAUCAAAUACCUGAACGUCAAUCCUGUCAGUGGCCUGCUGGAAUAUGCCCGUUCCAAUGGGUUUGCUGCAGAGUUCAAACUCAUUGACCAGUCAGGACCUCCCCAUGACCCCAAGUUUGUCUAUCAGGCGAAGGUUGGAGGCCGCUGGUUCCCAGCUGUAACUGCACACAACAAAAAGCAGGGCAAGCAGGAGGCAGCUGAUGCAGCACUCCGAGUCCUGAUUGGGGAAUCGGAGAAAACCGAGCGCAUGGAAGGGAUGAGCAUCGCCGAGCUCCCUGUGAGUGGCAGCACCCUGCACGAUCAGCUGGCCAUGCUGAGCCACCAGCGCUUCAACUCCCUCACGGCUCGCCUCCAGCACAGCCUGCUGGGCCGCAAGAUCCUGGCUGCCAUCAUCAUGAGGAGAGGAGAUAAGGGCCUGGGAGUGGUGGUCAGCAUCGGAACAGGUAAUCGCUGUGUGAAAGGAGAAGAGCUGAGCUUGAAGGGGGAGACAGUAAAUGACUGCCAUGCAGAAAUCAUUUCUCGAAGAGGCUUUGUGAGGUUUCUUUACAGUGAACUGAUGAAGUAUGACCCAUCCAAUCCUUCCUCUGCAGAAGAGAGCAUUUUUGAGCAAGCAGGAGGAAAGAAACUCAAAAUAAAGAGCAGUGUUACCUUCCACCUCUACGUCAGCACAGCACCGUGUGGGGACGGAGCACUCUUUGAUAAAUCCUGCAGUGAUCAGGCAAACGAGAUGGGACAAGCCCAACAUCAGCCUCUCUUUGAGAACCCCAAGCAAGGCAAGCUGCGGACCAAGGUGGAGAAUGGGGAAGGUACCAUUCCUGUGGAGUCAAGUGACAUUGUGCCCACGUGGGACGGGAUCCAGCACGGGGAGCGGUUACGAACCAUGUCCUGCAGUGACAAAAUCUUACGCUGGAAUAUUCUUGGCUUGCAAGGAGCAUUGCUGUCCCACUUCCUGGAGCCAGUUUAUCUCCACUCUGUCACACUCGGUUACUUGUACAGUCAGGGUCACUUGACCCGUGCCAUCUGCUGCCGCAUGGAGAGGGAUGGGAGCACACUGAAGGAAAAGCUCCAGGCUCCAUAUCACAUUAACCACCCUGAGGUUGGGCGAGUCAGCGUGUAUGACUCUGCAAGGCAGACGGGCAAGACCAAGGAGUCAUCAGUGAACUGGUGUCUUGCUGAUGAAAGCGAAGUUGAAAUCUUGGAUGGCACCAAAGGGAAAGUAGAUGGUGUGAAGCUGGAUGUGUCUCGUGUGUCCAAGAGGAAAAUGUUCACCCUGUUCCAGCAGCUCUGUGCAAAGAACAACCGCAGAGACCUGCAGGGCUUCUCUGUGUACUCGGAUGCCAAGAAGGCAGCCACAGCUUACCAGGCAGCCAAGCAGAGCUUCUUCAGCACGCUGCAAGAGCUGGGCUACGGCAGCUGGAUCCGCAAACCCCAGGAGGAAGAAAAUUUCUGUGUCCUUGAUGUGUGAGGAAGCACUCUGCAAGGACUGGGGGGUGCACAGGCUGUGCAUGGCUGUGCUCGUCCCUCUUUCACCACGUUUUUGGAAGUGGGAUCAGGACUGUGCAGUGGUUUCUUCAUAGGCCUGGCUGCCUUGUCACUGUCACCCAGACCCUGUGUUUUUAAAAUGUGCAUGUAAAUGAUUCUCCUGUUUUUUAAAGCAAGGGCAGGCUCAGUCCCUAUUUGCUUUUUUAUAGUUUUGUCCCCCCUCCUUUAUUGUUUUUUAAGGAAGGUACAAGAAACCGGAGGAAUUUUCAAGACUGUGAGCUUGAAACCUUUGGACCAUGUACUGCAAAUCCCUCUGGCAGGUUUUGAGGCAAAUUUUCUCCUUUGAGAUUAAAAAAAAAAAAAAAAUCA